Molecule: messenger RNA, 2708 nt
Organism: Trichobilharzia szidati
Lineage: Eukaryota; Metazoa; Platyhelminthes; Trematoda; Strigeidida; Schistosomatidae
Source: the annotation of a GenBank genome assembly
GUUUGACUCCUUCAAAACCGUGUUCGUCAACGAACAUACAGUUCCGAAAAAUCGCCUCCUUGCAGAUGUGUCCUUGGUGGCGUAUUGUUUCUGCUUUUCUUUUGAUAAAUUCAGUUCAGUAUUGCUCUUCCGUUGUACUUGUCGGAAAUGAUUCCAACUUUGAUUCACUGAUAACUGGAUAUGAGUUGACUCUAUUGAAAUUCUCAGCAGAAUGGUGUCAUUUCAGUCAAAUGUUAGCACCAAUCUUUGAACAAGCCUCAGAGAAAGUUACAGAGUUGACUAAGAAUGGUAAAGCUGCUUUCAUUACAAUAGACUGUGAAUCAAGUCAGGAUUUAUGCAGUAAACACAAUAUCCGUAAAUAUCCUACAGUCAAAGUGACAAAAUAUGGUAAAAUGCUGAAACGUGAAUAUCGUGAUCAACGAACUGUUGAAGCAUUUGUUAAAUUUGUUGAAGACAAUUUACAAAUACCAGUCGAUAUUAUUAAUGGUAAUCAAGCAAGUCCUGAUCGUAUUACCGAUCUAUGGGUUAAUAAAAGUAAUGAUAAAAAUACUGUAUUGGCACUGGUCAACAGUUUGGAAGCGAAAAACUCUCAUGUGGCUGUUUUCAAGAAAGUUGCCUCUAUUGAACGAGAUUCAUGUGCCUUCGUUUUAAUUCAUAACCUUACAAUGAAUGAUGAACGACUUUCAUUAUAUGAUCGUUUAGCAGAUAAAAUCACAUCUAGAACAAUUUUAAAAAAUGCUGAUUUAUCAGCAGUCCAUAAUUGGGUAACUAAAGCCUGUACAAGUUUAGUCCGAGAAUUAACAUUUGCCAAUGCUGAGGAAAUUACUGAAGAACGUUUACCCUUAAUGUUAUUGUUUUAUCAUCCAAAAAAUAAAACAAUAGCUGAUCGUUUCACUGAAUUCGUGAAAACUCAUUUAUCACACCUACAAGAUACAAUCAAUAUUGUUACAGCUGAUGGAGUGACAUUUUCGCAUCCACUAGCCCACUUGGGUAAAUCAGAGUCAGAUUUACCCUUCAUUUGUUUGGAUUCUUUUGCACAUAUGUAUGUAUUUCCUGGGAGUAUAGACAAAGCAUUAAGUGAUCCAAAACAUUUAAAUCAAUUUGUUGAAGACUUGAAAUCUGGUAAACUUCACUUAGAAUACCAUUAUGGAUCAGAUGCUUUCACAUCGACUCCUGGUUCUGCUGCUGCCGCUGAAACUGAAACACCAGUGAAAGUGACCACACCGCAUACUUCAGUAUUUCAACGUUUAGCACCAUCGCGAAUGAGAUAUUCAAUAAUUCAUGAUGAGUUUUAAAUAAAAAUGCCCGAAAAGGCAGCACCUUAUUAUUUUUUUGUCAAUUUUUGUUUUCUCUUCCUCUCCUGGUGUUUAUAAUUUUAUGUAAUUAAAACACCAAUCGGUUCAUUUUGUGUAGAAUGAAAUGGUUUUACCUGAUUAUUUGUUUGUUUGUUUAUGCGUUUGUGCGUUUUCAUACUAACCUACUGUGUACACAGAAUGUAUUCUUCAGGACUAAUUCUAUUCUGUGCUGCACACAAAAUAGAAUCUCCCUCUCGCUCCCUAUGUGAGGAGACCCCGUCGAGGGGGGGCGGUACUUUCCUCUCUCUCUCUCGCUUUCUCUCUCUGGGGUUAGAAAGAGAAUUAACCUGUAUUUUGGUGAAUAGAGUUAACCAAGCAAAAUCUUGUUCUCUUCUCAUCUCAAGCAAAUGAAGAUAAAAAAGUGAAAUACACGUGUAAAGUUCCUUUUAUGUGCACGUCUUCUUCUUAUUAUUAUUAUUCCUCUUUACUAUUUUUUACACUUUCCCCCUCCUUUUCUUUCUCUUGUGUAGCUUUUUUUUCCUUGGAAAAGCCACAUAGGACUGUUAUUACAAUAGAUAACGCUGGCAAUUUUGUUCAACUUGUUUUUACUUACAUUCUCCGCUAUUCAAGAGGUGUGCGCGCGUACGUGCUUGAGUGUAUGUGUGCAUGUGUGUUUGUCUGUCUGUAUAGUUGUUUCCACCUCCUUUUUUUACAUCAUUGUCUUUCAAAAAGGUGUUAAACUCUCUAUUGGUGAUAAAUUUAAAAUAUAUAGGAAUUGGUGUAUUUUGUCACUCCCCUCCCUUUGUCUCUCUCUCUCUCUUCCCAUUCCCACUCGCCUUCUUUCUAUCUCUCUUCAGUGUCAGUGUGUCGACUGAAUCAAAAUGAGAAUUUUAAAAAAAAGUAUAUUCGGGGGUAUGUUGUAUUAGUACAAACGGAUUAUUACUUAUAACCACUCUGUUUAUUUUUCCUUAUUUUAUAUACACAAUGUAUGUACUGUUCGAAAAGAUUGAUUUGUGUAAUUAAUAAUUAACCUCAUAACCACUGUAUUCCUUCUUGUUGUUAAUAUUACCCCGUUGUUUCUACUCAUGGUACUCACUGGUAUUGAUUGGUCACCGUAUGCCUCUUCUCAAUAUUCCGAUGAGUUAACUGUUCUCUAGGGUGGUAUAUAUCCUGUCUUGUUUUUUUCUACGGUUAUGAUUGUUCAUUGAAUAGUUGAAUAAGUUUUGUCACUGUGCUGUAGACUGUACCACUGUUGUGUGUGUAUACUGAGUGGUGCGUUGUACUACUACUGUCUUUUCUUCUUUUCUCUCUGUCUCUCCAGGAAAUUGUAUUAUUCUAAGGAGAUGAGAGUUUCCCCUUUCGAAAUUGUUUGAUAGUCUCACUUUCUUUGUUUGAAAUGAAGGGAUGGAUAAU